AUUGUUAGUGUUUUAACACCGCUUUCUCAUUCAGUGUUCCUCAAUGAGGGGUGAAACCCCGUUGCUAAAAUGCGUUUGAGAAUGUCAACUGACAGAAUUUAUCGCUUAAACUGGUCCCGAAUCUCACUUCUCCUUCCUUUCUUCUCCUUUUUGUUUAUUCUUACUCGUGGAGAUAGUUCCAGUUCGUCAGUAGAGGUCCCGAGCUCCAGUCGAGAUGGCCUGAGCACUCCAGGAACACAGUCUACUUCAAGCACAAACUCUAGCAAAGGACAAACAGAUAAUGGAGUAACAGAAUCAUACAUUCAUCAGUGCCCUAGCUUGACCAUGUGUCAGGAUCUGGGACCAGACUGCAUCACUUGUAAUUUCAGUAGUUCAUGUAUUUAUGGCCAAAUUCACACAGUGACCUGCAAAGCUAAGCAGUUCAUUAAUUGUACGGGUCCAGAAAAAUUUGAAAGGCAGUUAGAAUGUAGGUUUUGUUACCAGCUGGAUCCAUCGAACUAUACUUGCAAUUCCUCGACUUCUUGCCGAGUUGUUGCAGCACCAAGACAGAAGUAUGUUUCAACGUGUAAAGUUAAAGAGCCAGUAAUGUGCUUAGGAAAUCGCAGUUUUUACAAAUACCGUUUGUGUAAUUGGACCAGCGGUUACCGUUGGAGUGUAGCUCUCUUGUUAAGCAUUACUCUUGGUGGAUUUGGUGUCGAUCGAUUUUACCUUGGUCUUUGGGAAGAAGGAAUUGGCAAGUUAUUCAGUUUUGGGGGUCUUGGUGUAUGGACAAUUAUUGAUGUUAUUCUCAUAGCCAUUGGCUAUAUUGGUCCCGCUGAUGGAUCUCUCUAUAUAUACUGAUGUUUGUUUUUUAUGUAUUGUUGGAAGUCAGAAUGUAAUAAGGUGAAUGUGUUGUGGAUUACAAGCGAAGCAGUAAAUCUUAUGAAAGAACUGCUUACAUUACAAUGUUAUAACUUUCUUGGGAAAAGUAUGAAUGCUGCCAUUGUCCAUGUGACAUUUUACAUGGUUAGAUCCAUCUUAAGUCCAUUAUGUGUGUGUUGUCAUUGUACAGUUUGGCACCUGCAUCAUUUUGAGAAAGUUUUGUGCGUGUGUGAAAUUUUGUUUAAAUCAAUUUUGGUGACUAACGAAACUUAAUCAUGAGUGUCCAGCCAAUAAAAUUAUAUAAAUACAAA
Molecule: messenger RNA, 1172 nt
Organism: Octopus sinensis (East Asian common octopus)
Lineage: Eukaryota; Metazoa; Mollusca; Cephalopoda; Octopoda; Octopodidae
Product: TM2 domain-containing protein 3
Exons: 5
Coding region: 70-840 (256 amino acids)
Source: RefSeq, a predicted model, not a curated record